Molecule: messenger RNA, 1454 nt
Organism: Otolemur garnettii (small-eared galago)
Lineage: Eukaryota; Metazoa; Chordata; Mammalia; Primates; Galagidae
Gene: TVP23B
Product: trans-golgi network vesicle protein 23 homolog B
Exons: 6
Coding region: 705-1307 (200 amino acids)
Biological process (GO): protein secretion; vesicle-mediated transport
Cellular component (GO): Golgi membrane
Source: RefSeq, a predicted model, not a curated record
AGAGACACUGGAGAUAAAGUCAAGGAGGCAGCGAGUGGCACCAGGGGAGGCACAGGGCAGGCUCCAGGUGGGUGAGGUAGUGGGGGAUUUGCAGUGACUUGAGGUGUGAACAGCUCUUUGGAGCCCAAGGUGGGGAAAGGAAGGGAAGGUAUGGGAAGGCAGAAGAUCGAAGGGGAGAUUUAGGACCAGGGUUUGAAAAUCUUUUUUUGAAAAAAAAUCUUUUUUGCCCAGUAAGUGACAUUUGAAGAAAUUUAUAUGCUGAUCAGAAAGAUCUAAUAAUCUUGAAGAUAGAAAAAACUGGAAUAAUGUAAGUAAAGUGAAAAACAGUGGAACAAACCCCCUGAGGAGGUAUGAAAAGGAUAGGAAGACAAAGUAGUGAGGAGCAGUGUGACAUGGGGAUGCAGUCUGCUGAUCUGUGAAGGAGCCGGAGCAUCAGGUUUGUCCCGGACAGCUUCAGCUUUCUCUGCGACUCGGGCGAGAGCCAUGAGCAUAGCUCUAAGUUUACAGGACUCACCGUGCUCAGCAGUCUUGGGCCCGGAGUGGAGCAGAUUGUUGGAUCACCACAUGAGGCUUCUGUGGGAUGGUUGGGAUGGGGGUGGAGGAUCUGCACAUGCCCUUCCCUAGGUUGUGAAUUGCUUUGACCACGUCCUAACUUGACCUUCUCUUUUGAGGAGUGUGUGGCCUUGUGUGUAGUGGCUGUAUAAAUGUUGAAUUUGCAUUUUGCUUCAUGGAUAUUUAAUUUGUCUACUAGGACAGUAAUGAUGACACUGAAGAUGUUUCACUGUUUGAUGCAGAAGAGGAGACAACUAAUAGACCAAAAAAAUCCAAAAUCAGACAUCCGGUGGCAUCGUUUUUCCACUUGUUCUUUCGCGUCAGUGCCAUCAUUGUCUAUCUUCUCUGUGAACUGCUCAGCAGCAGCUUUAUUGCCUAAUGUCACAGGUAGACUGAUGGUUGGCCUACGUUGGUGGAAUCAUAUUGAUGAAGAUGGUAAGAGCCACUGGGUGUUUGAGUCCAGGAAGGAGUCUUCUCAAGAGAAUAAAACUGCUUCAGAGGCUGAAUCAAGAAUCUUUUGGUUAGGACUUAUUGCCUGUCCGGUGCUGUGGGUGAUAUUUGCCUUCAGUGCCCUCUUCUCCUUCAGAGUAAAGUGGUUGGCGGUGGUUCUCAUGGGUGUGGUGCUACAAGGUGCCAACCUGUAUGGAUACAUCAGGUGCAAAGUGGGCAGCAGGAAGAACUUCACCAACAUGGCCACCUCGUAUCUAGGAAAGCAGUUUUUAAGACAAAACACUGGAGAUGAUCAGAGUCCCUGAAGAGUGAAAGCUUAUAAAUUUUCUUACAUUGGGGAACAACCGAAGAGAUUCUUGACUUUGAACCUCUUAGAACUCAGUCCAUGUUGCAACCAGGAAUGUGGGGUUUGCUUUUCACUUGACUGUUUUAUUUUAAAAAAGGAAAAGUAA